AGAGAGAGAAAGAGAGAGAGAGAGAGGUGGUGAAGGAUCAGCCGAAGUGGCAGACCAGUUAGAAGGAUGCUGGAGGGCAAUGCCUGCAGAAAGAGAGGAUGAAAUUUGUCGAAAGGCGCUGGAACUGCUCUCCGAAAUGUGCUCUAAGGGAGAGGUGCAAGACGAGCACUGCCUGGAUUUCAUUUACUACUUCAGGGACCUGGCCAGACCGCGUUACACAGACUCAGAUGUAUCGGUGAGCCUUUUGUCCCUGCUGGUCACCACCUGUGGUUUGGCUCUAUUCAGCGUCUCCCUCUUUGUCUCAUGGAAGUUAUGCUGGGUGCCACUGAGUGGCCGUUUCCUCCCAGAUGUCUUCAAGGGGGCACACUGCUUGGGUGGAGACCAACAGCCCGUCCUCACAGAGGUGGAGGGGGAGGAAAGGGAGUACAGCGAGGACGGCUGUGUGAAGGAGCCUUCAGGACCCCCCUCGGCUGUGGCUGUCCCAGAGUCAGGACUAAAGAUAAGCCACACGUCACCGGACAUCCCCCUGGAGACCCAGGCCAAACUGGAGAAAAACCAGGUCCACACCCUGGCCAGGGACAGGGUCCAGAGACAGAUUACUGAGCCUACCUCAUCUGUACGGCACAACUCCAUCCGUCGUCAGAUGAACUUGUCCAAUCCAGAUUUCAACCCUGCUCAGUUCCAGCGUCAAGAGUCACUGUCUGGUUUGGGCCGAAUCAAACCAGAACUCUACAAACAGCGAUCAGUCGAUGCAGAAGAUGGACGUUGCACAGACAGCUGUGGGCGUCUCCUCUUCGUUCUGAAGUUUGACUUUGACCUAGAGCAGCUGAUCGUGAAGAUCCACAAGGCUCAGGAUCUUCCGGCAAAGGACUUCUCAGGGACCUCCGACCCUUAUGUCAAGAUCUACCUGCUGCCUGACCGCAAAACCAAGCACCAGACCAAGGUGCACCGCAAGACACUCAACCCAGUGUUCGAUGAGGUGUUUCUCUUUCCUGUGGCGUACGCCGAGCUGUCAAGCCGUAAACUGCACUUCAGCAUCUACGACUUUGACAGGUUCUCUCGCCAUGACUUGAUUGGCCAAGUGGUUGUGGACAACUUCCUGGAUCUUGCCGACUUUCCCCGGGAGACAAAGCUGUGCCGGGACAUACAUUAUGUAACCUCGCACAAUGUGGACCUAGGAGAGCUGAUGUUCUCGUUGUGCUAUCUCCCCACGGCUGGCAGACUCACCAUCACCAUGAUCAAGGCCAGAAAUCUCAAAGCCAUGGACAUCACUGGAGCUUCAGAUCCAUAUGUGAAAGUGUCCUUGAUGUGUGAAGGCCGGAGGCUAAAGAAGAGGAAGACGUCAACCAUGCGUAACACUCUAAACCCAUUGUACAAUGAAGCCAUUGUGUUUGAUGUUCCUCCUGAGAAUAUCAACCAGAUCAGCCUGCUCAUAGCUGUCAUGGACUAUGAUCGGGUCGGACAUAAUGAAGUGAUCGGGGUAUGCAGGGUGGGCAAUGAGGCUGAGAGCCUGGGGCGAGACCACUGGAAUGAGAUGCUGACAUACCCACGGAAACCCAUUGCACACUGGCACCCGCUAAUGGAGUGGGUCGGACAGGGAGCGACGGUGAGUGGAAGCCAAGGAGGAUCCACCAAUUCCCUGAAGCUACCACCAUCACCAUGACCACACACACACACACACACACACACAAGGUGUGACUAACAAGCAAAUACAGUAGCAGGAUCAGCUAAAAACCAUUACUUAAGCUGUUAUAUCUAUUAGACUGAACAAUGUUUUGUGUGCUAAAACUGCUGCAAAAGUUAAUAUCCACUUCUUACCUCCUAAUUUGUCUUCACAACCAAAAAUCACUUAACAACAUUCCAACUGACUUACUAGUACUUUGAUGUGUCACUUUAAGUUGUUACUGACAGUAUCAAAAGGUUGAGAUUAUCUAACUAUCUAGGUCAAGCUAUUUUUUAACAAAUUUUUGUGGACCAAAAUCAUUAUGUUAUAGGUAUAAUCUGUAGCUUGUGAUUUGUGUAUGUGAUCAGGUAUCAUAGAUGCAGGAAGAGAUAAGGCCCAAACACAUUGAAAGCAUCUGACUCAUGUGUUUUUAAGUACAAAAAGUACCUUUUGUUUUAAGUGGCAUAAUACACACCAAAAGCAUUAUGAGGUGACGUGCCUACUCCGACCUUUUUUCCAUUUUGGAGCUUCUAAUGAGGUCCCAGCAACCAAAUCUGUUUUUUUCUGCAGUACCUGUUUGGUGAGAGCUAAAAGAAAUAAAAAAGUAAGGAUUUUUUCCCAGAGGACAAUACUUUAUUAAAUACCUGCUGCUGUCCCUAGAGUCUGGCAAGCUAAAUGUAGGCUGGUGGAUAUUAUGAGUUUCUUCAAAAAAGCUGGAGCUGGGUUGUCUGGGGAGAGUCACGGAGCAGGAUGUAUUAGUUUGGGCCAGGCUGAUGCAGAGAAUAACCCCAGCACCAUAGCAUCUCCCUCCCUUCCCUCUCUCGCCGUGUGAACGACAGGCAGUGAGUGACUGAGUUACUGUGGUUACAACCAUCUGUGUCAUCAGGUAAUUUUGUCAUGGGGUACCUGUAGUAGGCUAUAUAAAAAUGUUGCUUAAAUAGCGUCCUUUUCCUAAAAUACUGCUGGUUCUGUGUGUUGGCAUUUCAUAUCUGAUGCCGGGAGUGCGACAGAGGAGUAUUAAUUGAAGCUCGUCAAAUGAGGACUGUCAAUUAUGCUUUCAGUGUAUUUGCCCCUUUAGACAGGUUAGGUUACAGAAUUAUAAAUGACAGAGAGGGCAUUCCUGAAAGUUUAUUGCUCUUGGACAUUUUAUUGGCUAAUGUGUUAAACAUUUAAAUUUCUAAUGCAUUGGUAAAGUGCUGCUUAAACUCAACAAAGGAGAGUUUCUAAGGGGCACACAGAGAAGCUUUUUGAUGCAAACGCACAUGUCUUGCAUUGUUUGGGCCGACCGUCCAAACCAGUGGUCUCAACCUUUUUGGUGCCAGUGCCCCCCUAUCGCCCCGAUCAAAAAAAUCUAAUCAUUGAAUGACAAACAACACAUGUAUUAGUU
This is a messenger RNA of Perca fluviatilis (European perch), 3050 nucleotides long. Its product is annotated as synaptotagmin-9-like. Gene Ontology annotation, cellular component: membrane; dense core granule. Gene Ontology annotation, biological process: regulation of dopamine secretion; calcium-ion regulated exocytosis; cellular response to calcium ion. The coding region runs from base 80 to 1663 and encodes 527 amino acids. The record is from RefSeq and is a predicted model, not a curated record. Gene Ontology annotation, molecular function: phosphatidylserine binding; calcium ion binding; clathrin binding. The transcript is spliced from 8 exons. Lineage: Eukaryota; Metazoa; Chordata; Actinopteri; Perciformes; Percidae.